Mollisia scopiformis is the source of this 910-nucleotide messenger RNA. RefSeq lists its product as uncharacterized. The coding region runs from base 89 to 520 and encodes 143 amino acids. NCBI's taxonomy places the organism in Eukaryota, Fungi, Ascomycota, Leotiomycetes, Helotiales, Mollisiaceae. The record is from RefSeq and is a predicted model, not a curated record. The transcript has a single exon. Gene Ontology annotation, cellular component: mitochondrion. Gene Ontology annotation, biological process: mitochondrial respiratory chain complex IV assembly.
GUUUGAUCUGAAGGGACGAUUGAUCCAGGAGAGUCAAUUGAAGAAGUGGUGUGCUAGGAAGGGAAUUCUUUUCGCAGCAGAGGCAAACAUGCCCAGUUCAUGCAAAGACAUCCGUACAUCCCUCUCUCUCCCCCUCUUCCUCACGAACAGCAAAGCUAAGAAUAAUACAGGUGCGGCACUAGCACAAUGCCUCCAAGAAUCCGACUGCGUAAUGGUCUACCGCAAUAAACCAGGCGACUGCCUCCGCGAACCGCUCAUCGAUUCCAUGCCUACGAAAUGCCAACAACUCAAGAAAGGCUUAGGAGAGUGCAAACGCGGGAUGGUGGACAUGCGGAAGAGGUUUCGGGGGAAUCAGCCGAUCGCUGUGAGUAAGGAGUUGGAGGGAGGGGCGCAGGAGCCGAGUCAUCAGUUGUAUGCGGGCAGACCGGCGUUCUCGGGGACGGUGAAGAGUACUAGUGGUGACGAGCCGCCUGAGAGGGAUUGGAGGGAGGUGGAGAAUGAGAAGUUUAGGAAGGAGUGAGGGUUGGAUGGAUGCAGGUGUAUACUAGGGAUGAGAUAUUGCAUUUUAGAUGAGCGUGCAUGGGUGGCGUUUAGAGGUAUGGCAUGACCGCUCUUGCAUCAGAAGACUCCCGUCAUAAUCGAUCAUUUUACAAGGAAAGUCAGACAUCGGUGUCCUUGACCAUGAUGACGACCUGAGCUGGUAUAGUGUUUAUUCUCCUAUUUUAACUCUGUUUCUCGUUAUAGUCCUCCAUGUCUGUUAUACAUGCUACUUCUCAGCAACUCCCAGCACCCCACCCACCACAAUUAUCCCCCGCAUACUCAACAGAACACCCACUCACCUCACAAAUUGAACUAUAAAUCGCCGCACAAGUAGCAUUAGUAUACGCCCACGCCCGUCUGACACUCCACU